AUGGCUGCCGAGGAGCUUUCGGAGGCCGGCAUGGCCGAUAUUGUUCGAGCCCUUGAAGUGAUCCAUAGUCCGACGUCUACGAACGAGCUCCGCAAACAAGCCUUGACAUUUGUUGAGUCUCUCAAAGAAACCGACGCGGCAGCCCGCAAUGGGUUCCUCCUCGCCUCACGCGCCGACCAUGCUCCAGUGGUUCGAUAUUUCGGUCUCACACUAUUGGACCAUGUUUUGCGCCAUCUCUCAUUCACCGACGCCGAGGCCGAAGAAUCCGCGAACCUUCGAUCGAUGAUCCUCCAGCUCGCCGAGAACAUUCGCCCCGAGGACCCCAACUAUCUCCGCAACAAGAUCCCGCAACUAUGGUCGGAGGCCGCGAAGAAGAGCUGGGGCUUGGACUGGACGGAUAUGGAUGCUGCGCUCGUGAAAUUCUGGGGAUCGUCGCUGGUACAUAAUGAGCUAGUCCUCGCGGUGCUUGAGACCCUGUCGGAGGAUGUCUUCUUCCGUGAAGAUACCGUAUCUUCGUUGCGCGGAUCGGAGCUCAACAGGGCUCUCGUGGAGAUCUUCACACCCGCCGCCAUUGUCGAGCAGAUAAACCCCGACAAGAACACCAAUGCUUCGCUGCGGUGUGGUGAUGAGGGCUGGCUCGUUCGGAUCUGCCAAUUCUUGGAUAAUUGUAUUCAGAAUGUGUCGAGUUCGCCCCAGGCCAGAGAUGCGGCUGUCAAGGCCCUUACUGCUUUGCGAUCAGCGCUCUCUUGGUCCAUCUACAAAGCUGUUGCGGCCUCCGAGGCGGUUUCCAGCAUCUUCAGAGCAUUGACUUGUCAAGACGAACAGGUUCUUUUGGCCGCUAUUGAAGCAUUGCACGCGCUCUACGGAAGAAGCAAUAUGGGCAGCGAGGAUUCGCGUGAUCUUCUUUUCCUGAUCUUCGACGCCGAAUACCUCAACACUCUCCAAAAUCUAUAUCAAUGGUCGAUUGUAGGGCCAGAUGAUGUUGAUGAGCCGAAGUACUUGGUAUCCAAGAAGCUCUCGGAGAUGGUCUCCUACGUGGCUGGCUGCUUGGAGGACGAAAGGUUUUUCCUGGAUAUGAUGUACCGGCUGGAUCUUCCACCGUUCUUCAACUUCAUGAUCAAUAUCAUGCAGCACCAGAGUUUGACAGUAUCUAUUCCUGUCCUGCAUCUCUGGUCUCGACUACUUCCAAUUCGAAAUAUCGGUACCGAUGAUUUCGUGGUGAGCCAGACUCCCAGUUUCCUGAACAUCUGCACCCAAAGGUUGAUCCGCUGGGAAUCCCUCCCAACAGAUUCCGAAGAUCCCACUGUACAGUUCCUCAUUGAAGAUAUUGAUACCACGCCCGAGAGACACGCGUUUGUCGGGAACUAUAGACGCUAUUGCUCAUCAAUCAUCGAGUCCAUUACCAUCAAGCGUCCGCAGGAAGCAGUGCGUGAGAUCCUGAGCAGAGUGGACGAUAACCUAAGCAACUUGUACGAUGGAGUUGAGCCGUUCAGCAUGCAAACGUUCAGCAAGUCUGCGCUGUCACUCAUGCGCGCGGAUGCUCAAUUUGCUGUUGUGGAAGCCGUCAUCAAAGGUUUCAACAAGUGGCUCGAUUCUCAUGGCAAGACCCCUCAGCGGGAUGAGCACGAACGAAGCGAAUUGGAGCAUGCUGUGGAGAAUUGGGCUUCAACCUUGAUGCAACGGUCGUUUGAGGACCCUGUUUUGAAACAACGAGUGAUCAAGUUGGUAGUUGACAUCUCGUCUCGAGCGUUGGACAACCACCCGGCCUUUGCUCUCAAGGUCCUUGAACACAUCCUUAUGACACGCCUUCCAGAUCAGCCCUCAUGUCCCGUCUAUUCCGAGGCUGUGAAAGAACUUCAUGGGCUUGCUAGCCACGAACUCCGACGACUUGCGAUUCGCUAUGCCGAUUACUUUUCGACUUUCUACGAUUUGCUCGAGCCCAAGAUCACGGAGAUCACCCAGGCCAACCAGGUCGAUGACAAGCUCAAGAUGGAGCUGACCUCAAUUCUCGUAAUCAUCAUGCAACGAGCAAACAACAUUGACCCAAAUCUGCGCCAGGCUCGUUUGACAACCUUCCUCGGCCCUAUCAGAGAAGCCUGGCAGGACGAGGAAUUCCGGCGCAUGUGCUCGUCCUUUGAGGGAUUCUGUGCAAUGCUCGGACUCGAGAAUGUCGGGUCUUACAUGCAAGCCAAACAAGCACACCGGCUGGCAGAUUGGGCCGAUGUUGUCUUGGAUAACGAGGGAAAGACUGUCCAAGAGGAGAUGACCCGGAAAUUCCAAAUGCUACCUCUGCGUGGCACCAAAACCAUGCUAGCAGUGACCACUGACAAGUUGAAGAAAUCCGCUCCGGCGUAUCGGGUGGCGUGUGAUAUGUGGCAGGAUUUGAUGCCUCAAAUUCUUCCCACUCUGCUUCAUCUUCUCAGCCACGCUCAUGCAUUCCACAAUCCUGCCAACUGGGCUGUGAGUGAUGAUAUGCGGGCCGUGGUUGAGCGGAUUCUAACCGAUCGCUUCUGGCAAGCGGGAAUUUCCAGUGGCAGCCGGGAUGAUUUCUAUGCCAAGAUUACUGCGUCCAAGGCCACCCUUGAAGGAUUUGCGUCCUCGGUCCGAGGCAAGAUCAGAGCUGUUCGUGAAUCAGGCUACUCCAUGCUCUUCAGUAUGAGCAGAAUGCGACAUCAAUUCUACGGGUUCACUGAGCUUCCUGGUCCUCUUUCUGAGGCUCUUUUCAAAGAUGCAGAGCAUCUGUCUUCUCACCAGUACUCCGUUUUGCUCAAUAUCUCCCGCUGCCUAAUUGAUGACUGCCCGGUGCAGUACCGCAGCCAGUUUCUUCCCCCUAUGCUAUCCACUCUGUUCAAGAGCAUUGACACUAAGAUCACUACCGAGUGGGAACUUAUCGAACAAAGAAAGAACGGACUCUCAGAUGGUGAUCUCACCGAUGAGAUGAAAUCAGAGAGUGUCCUUCGGCAAUUGACCUACUCGGCGGUCAUUAUGGUCGCCAGUUUGUUCGACCCCCAGAGAGGAGGUGAGAAGACCCAUCGCUAUUCAUCAAACUCACUCGAGCAAAACGGUUUCCACAUUUAUCCCCUGGAAAGCCACCCCGACAGGACAGAGGCAGAUCCCAGUGCACCGCAACCGACCCCGGAACAGUCUGACUCGAUCCGACACUUUGUUCUCUCAUCGCCCGAAAUUUUCGAACCUGUCAUGCUCUUCUGUACCCACGCCCUUCGUAUGCGCGACACUCGAUGCUGUAGCAUCAUCACCCGGGUGGUUCGAUCGAUUCUCGCCGACUUCGCCCCGCCAAAUAACAGCCCGACCAUAGUGACUAUUCGGGAGUUCAUCUGCGCUGAUGUUCUACAGGCGUGCAUCACAUCUGUUCACGAAUCCUACUUCGUCGACAUGCAGAAAGACCUGGCACAGCUUAUUGCGGCUAUCUGGGUUCUGUAUGGGACUGCCAGUCAGAGACCACGUGCUACCUUCCUAUCAUUGCCUGGCAUUACCGAAGAUAAGGUCGCUCACACGGAGACUGCCCUCCAGCGCUGCGUGUCACCUCGUCAACAACGUGCUUUGAUCUUGGAGCUUCUUGAGCCGCUGCGUGGCGUCAGCGUCGCUGAGCAAGGAAAGAUCCUUGGCUCGCGCGAGGAGCGUCGCAAGGCCCGCUCCGCAAUUCAAUCCCGAUAUAUGACCAACGAGAUGGAGACUCAGCAGGAGAGCCAUCGUGUCGAUAUCAACGACGGGCCGGACCUUUCCGGUGUCGCUGAUAUGUUCGGGUAG
Messenger RNA from Penicillium atrosanguineum, 3768 nucleotides. Its product is annotated as karyopherin MSN5. Gene Ontology annotation, biological process: RNA export from nucleus; protein export from nucleus. The coding region runs from base 1 to 3768 and encodes 1255 amino acids. Gene Ontology annotation, molecular function: RNA binding; nuclear export signal receptor activity. The transcript has 4 exons. Gene Ontology annotation, cellular component: nucleus; cytoplasm; RNA nuclear export complex. NCBI's taxonomy places the organism in Eukaryota, Fungi, Ascomycota, Eurotiomycetes, Eurotiales, Aspergillaceae. The record is from RefSeq and is a predicted model, not a curated record.